This is a messenger RNA of Budorcas taxicolor (takin), 1696 nucleotides long. RefSeq names its product prostaglandin I2 receptor (gene PTGIR). The record is from RefSeq and is a predicted model, not a curated record. The transcript has 2 exons. Bases 1 to 1155 code for a protein of 384 amino acids. Gene Ontology annotation, biological process: positive regulation of cytosolic calcium ion concentration; adenylate cyclase-activating G protein-coupled receptor signaling pathway; inflammatory response. Gene Ontology annotation, cellular component: plasma membrane. Gene Ontology annotation, molecular function: prostacyclin receptor activity. NCBI's taxonomy places the organism in Eukaryota, Metazoa, Chordata, Mammalia, Artiodactyla, Bovidae.
AUGGCGGAUUCAUGCCGGAACCUCACGUACGUGCGGGACUCGGUGGGCCCAGCCACCAGCACCCUGAUGUUCGUGGCGGGCGUGGUGGGCAAUGGGCUGGCGCUGGGCAUCUUGGGGGCGCGGCGGCGGUCGAGCCCCUCGGCCUUCGCCGUGCUGGUCACCGGGCUGGCGGUCACCGACCUGCUGGGCACGUGCUUCCUGAGCCCGGCCGUGUUCGCGGCCUACGCCCGCAACAGCUCGCUGCUGGGCCUGGCCCGGGGCCGCCCGGCUCUGUGCGACGCCUUCGCCUUCGCCAUGACCUUCUUUGGCCUGGCCUCCACGCUCAUCCUCUUCGCCAUGGCCGUGGAGCGCUGCCUGGCGCUCAGCCACCCCUACCUCUACGCUCAGCUGGACGGGCCCCGCCGCGCCCGCCUGGCGCUGCCCGCCAUCUACGCCUUCUGCGCGAUCUUCUGUUCGCUGCCCUUCCUGGGCCUGGGCCAACACCAGCAGUACUGCCCCGGCAGCUGGUGCUUCAUCCGCAUGCGCUCGGCCGAGCCGGGUGGCUGCGCCUUCUCGCUGGCCUACGCCAGCCUCGUGGCCCUGCUGGUGGCCGCCAUCGUCCUCUGCAACGGCUCCGUCACCCUCAGCCUCUGCCGCAUGUACCGCCAGCAGAGGCGCCACCAGGGCUCGCUGGUCCCCGGCCCCCGGGCAGGCGAGGACGAGGUUGACCACCUGAUUCUGCUGGCCCUCAUGACGGGCAUCAUGGCCGUGUGCUCCUUGCCUCUUACGAUCCGCGGCUUCACCCAGGCCAUCACCCCAGACAGCAGUGAGAUGGGAGACCUCCUGGCCUUCCGUUUCAAUGCCUUCAACCCCAUUCUGGAUCCCUGGGUCUUUAUCCUCUUCCGAAAGUCCGUCUUCCAGCGGCUGAAGCUCUGGUUCUGUUGCCUGUACUCGAGGCCUGCCCAAGGCGACUCUCGGACGUCCCUCUCUCGGUCCGCCUCGGGGAGGAAGGACUCAAGCGCCCCCCCGGCUCUUGAGGGGAAAAAGGGGAACUGGGUGCCUUUGUCAGCCUGGGGCGAGGGGCAGGGGGCACCCUUACCGGCUGCACAGCUACCUACCAGCACCAUGGUAACACCCUCCAAAGCGGGGUCCGAGGCAGCCUGCUCCCUCUGCUGACAUCUGCCCGGUGAGCUCCCGCCCUGUCUUCCGGCCGCAGCUGCCAGAAAUUCAGGGACAUGAACGAUGGCUGCGGGCGGAUCAGCCCGGAGAUGGUUCCUGGAGCCCUGCCGGCCGGAACAUGGACCCUCUGGAUUCAGGGGAUGGUCAGCUGCUAUUUCUCCUUUCUCUGGGUGGCCACGAGGGCUGUGGGAGGAGGGAGAUGGCGAGAGGAAUUACCCUGGAACAUGAAAAGAACAGUUGUCUCAAAAUAUCCGGCGGCCUGGCCGGUCUGGUCUGGCCGUCACUUGCCCAUCCAUCUCACUGUCUAAAUAUUUAGAAGGCAGAAAUGUUCCCAGCAGCUUCUGUGUGCUCAGGUCUGCUCUGGUUAGGGUUCUGCCUCUGAUCUUCCUUCGUUCAGGGUGCUCCUGAUGCCCACCCCAAGGCCCCAGCAGACAGCCCUGAGCCCGGCUCUGCGGGGUGUUGGGGGAGCCCAAGAGCCACCCCCUCUCUGCCUCAUGAAAGCCUGGGAUUUCCUGACAAGUUCUCUGUUUCCCUUUCC